GUCUGAUCCAAACCAACAUCAACAUCACGAUAUCUAUAGCUGAAGAGCUGCGCACAGCCAUGGAGACAUUAUCGCCAAGAUGCAUUCUCUCAGGGGUGCUCUUCGGGGCAGCUUUGACCGCAGCAGGCAUCUACUCUCCAACAGUCAUCAUCCAACAAAUGCACUUCGAGGAUUUCCACAUGAUGAAGGCAUUCUUCAGCGCUUCUGCCACCUCUGCGCUAGCAAUCAUUCUAGCAAACCGACUUCACUUCUCCGCCUGCAAACCAAGGGCGCCCAACACUCUAAACUGGUUCAGCAAAUACGACGGCAACCUCGUAGGCGGUGCACUGCUCGGUGUUGGAAUGGCUCUCACGGGUGCUUGUCCCGGGACCGUAUUACCACAACUCGCGACCGGUAUCCCGUCUGCCUCUUACGUACUUCUCGGCGGCCUGCUAGGCGGGAUCCUGUACUCUCGAUACGGAAAGUCUCUCAUCCGACCUGCUCAGGCCGAAGUGAAAGCCGAUUCGAAACAAAUCGAGGAAAGACUAACCAUCGAUCAAGUCCUGAAAAUUGAUUCCACCAGAGCCUUGGCCAUCUACGAAACCCUCUGCCUCAGCAUCGUCGCCUCGGUCAGCUACCUCGCUCCCGACAAGCCUGACGUCUUGCUCCCUGGUGCCGUGGGGGGACUUUUGAUUGGGCUGAGCCAAUUCGCAUCUCUCUUCCUCACUAGCUCCACCCUCGGUGUGUCUACCGCUUACGAACAACUCGGCAAUGUUUUCUGGUGGGUUUACCGAACUAUCGUAUUGGGGAAGCGGAGUCCGAGGCCGAGUAUCAAGGCCACUUCUUUCGUCUUAGGAAGUGUUCUCGGAUCUUGGGGAUUGGGCAAGGCGCUGGGGUUGAGUGGAGGAGGAGGCAAAGGGGAGGUUAUUAUCGGCACACUGAGGGCAGUGGCGGGAGGUGUGCUAUUGACGUUUGGGUCCAGAGUAGCUGGAGGCUGUACGUCUGGGCAUGGGAUUAGUGGGAUGAGUUUGUUAAGUGUGGGCAGUUUUGUGAGUGUAGGGGCCAUGUUUGCAGGAGGUAUGGGAACGGCUGCGGUUCUGAAGUUUUGCGGAAGUGCAUAAGGGAGGGUUCCUAUCUGACUUUGAGCGUUGAGUAUAAGUGUUGCUAGAUAUACUAUUGCAAAGGUGAAAGGCUUGAUUUCGAAGACUUUAACAGGAAUCAAGUCUAUGAAAG
Molecule: messenger RNA, 1212 nt
Organism: Hyaloscypha bicolor E
Lineage: Eukaryota; Fungi; Ascomycota; Leotiomycetes; Helotiales; Hyaloscyphaceae
Exons: 2
Coding region: 60-1100 (346 amino acids)
Cellular component (GO): plasma membrane
Source: RefSeq, a predicted model, not a curated record